AUUUUUCUGUAUGUGGCUGAACAUGUCUCUUUGAACUCUCCAAAGGAGCUUUCUUUGGCAAUUCGAUCAUAUCCGAGGAUGACAAUGACAUGGAUCGACAGACCUAGCAUAUAAGGAACCUUGAUGACGAUGACCCAUCAUCCUAAAAUAGCCAAGCUACUCGUUACAAUUACACCCCGCAAGACCAAGCAAUGGCAUCCCCCAACAAGCCCGUCGCCCUGAUCAUAGGCGCUUCGCGAGGCAUAGGCCGACAAAUCGCCAUCGACCUCGCGAAGAACAACUACACCGUAAUCAUCGCCGCCAAAUCCACCUCCACCACCACCAAUCCAGAACAAUUCCCCCCGGACCCCAACUCCCCCGCCUCAACCAUCACAACCGUCGCCCAGGAGAUCAACCUCCUCACCCCCAACACCGCCUACCCGAUCCCCGUCGACGUGCGCUUCCCGGCCCAGAUCGACGAUUUAGUUGCACAAACCCUCCGGAUAACCGGCGGCCGGCUGGACGUGGUGGUGUACAACUCGGGCGCGAUCUGGUGGUCGUCCGUGCGGAACACCCCCGUCAAGCGGUUCCGGCUGAUGCAGCAGGUCAACCCGGAGGGGCUGUAUGCGACCGUGCAGGCGGUGCUGCCGGUGUUCGAGCGGAAUGGCAACCGCGGCCGCAUUGUGGUGGUCUCGCCGCCGGUGUAUUCGCGGUUCUUUAGGGGGAAGACCGGGUAUGCGAUUGGAAAGGUUGGGAUGAGUGUGUUGACGCGCGGGUUGGCGAUGGAUUUUGUGAGGGAGGGGAAGACGGAGAUGGCUGUUACGAGUAUUUGGCCUGCUGCGGCUGUUCAAUCGGCUGCUACGGAGAUGAAUCCCGCAGGGAACGAUGAAUCACGCUCGAAAGCCGAUCUUAGGAAACCGACUAUCUUCUCCGAUGCGAUCCUCGGGAUCUUGAAGGCUCCACCUCAUAUCGUCAAUGGUAUGCUCGCGCUGGAUGAGGACUUCCUGCGCGAUCACUGCGGUGUCACGGACUUCUCCAAAUACUCCGUCGUGCCGGGCACCAAUCCCCGGCGGAUGAUGCCGAAGAAGUUGCCGGUGCUGGAGGUGGAGGAGCAGGACGACGAGGGGAUGAGGAUGGAUAGUGCGAAGAGCAGGAGCACUGCAUCUAAACUAUGACCGUUUGCUUAUAACAGACGGAUUCGUUCAUACUCUCGCUCAAAUGUGUGGGCUUGAGAUUUGCAGUAUCCAAGGAGCUUUGAAGCCGAUAUUGGCUUACCAGCUGAGAGAACAGGAGAAUGGAGUUUGGAAGACUACAUCAGAGAUGUAAAGUGUUAAUGUCGGACUAGCACAUACAUACCUACAU
Aspergillus aculeatinus CBS 121060 is the source of this 1341-nucleotide messenger RNA. RefSeq names its product short chain dehydrogenase family protein. Bases 192 to 1154 code for a protein of 320 amino acids. The record is from RefSeq and is a predicted model, not a curated record. Lineage: Eukaryota; Fungi; Ascomycota; Eurotiomycetes; Eurotiales; Aspergillaceae. Gene Ontology annotation, molecular function: oxidoreductase activity. The transcript is spliced from 6 exons.